Molecule: messenger RNA, 1317 nt
Organism: Parnassius apollo (apollo)
Lineage: Eukaryota; Metazoa; Arthropoda; Insecta; Lepidoptera; Papilionidae
Source: the annotation of a GenBank genome assembly
AUGGCGUCAAGAAAAAACCUUUCAGAAAAUGAAAUUCAAAACCUCCUUCUGGACGUUCGUGAUGAAGAUGAAGUGUUUCUUGGGGAUGAAUUAGAAGAUGAACUGGAUGAAAUUAUUCCCGAUUUUCGCGAUGAACAGGUUCCUGUCGAAGAGGAUGGCUCUAACCAUGAAACAGAUCUUGAAAGUUCGGAAGAAGAAAUUGUAGAGGAUAUUGUCCAGGUUAGAAUCACAAAUUCUCCAGUAACAGUUCUUACAGUACCCGAAGUUUUGCGAGGUAAAGGAAUAAAAAAGCAAAGAACUAGCGAAAAAUUUCUAUGGUAUGGGACUCAUCGCCGUUCCUCGCGUAAUCCACAAAGAAAUAUAAUAUUUCAUGCACCAGGAAAUAAAGCUCCUGCUAAAUUUACUACCAGUGCCUUAGAUAGUUGGAAAUUAUUUUUUACGGAUGAGAUUUUGCAUAUGAUAGUAACUAAUACUAAUCUUGAGAUAUCUGAACAGCGCAAGAAGUAUAAGUCAGACAGGCUAAUAACAUCUCAAAAUGAUGAUGAUGAUGAUAAUUCUGUUUCUACGAGUAUUCGACCUUCUUUUGUCCGAGAUGUAACCGUAACCGAAUUAAAAGCUCUCUUUGGCUUAUACUAUUUAGCUGGAGUUUUAAAAAUUAAUCACUUGUCUGUCAAAAAAAUAUUUGAUAAAAAUACGGGCAUCAACUAUUUUCGGUCUACUAUGAGUGAGAAAAGAUUCGAAUUUUUGACAAAUUGUCUUCGAUUUGAUGAUCGUUCGACCAGAGCUGAAAGAAGACAACAUAGUAAAUUGGCACCAAUAAAAGAACUGUUCGAUCACAUUGUUGAAACUUCAAAAAGUCUUUAUUCACCUUCAGAUUGCACAACGAUUGACGUGCAAUUACUUGGGUUUUGCGGUAGAUGCCCAUUCCGUAUGUAUAUUCCAUCAAAACCCAAUAAAUAUGGAAUAAAACUGUUAAUGUUUUGUGAUGCAAAAUCUUAUUAUAUGAUAAAUAGUAUAAUAUACACUGGAAAAGAUUCUACACCACGUGAAUUACCAGUGGCUGAGUAUUACGCAUUGGAGCUUUCAACUUCUAUUCAUGGGUCUAAUAGAAAUAUCACGUACGAUAACUGGUUUACUUCAAUCCCUGCUGCCGAAAAACUCUUAACCAAAAAUGUUACAACAGUUGGAACAAUGAAAAAAAAAACAAAACAGAAAUCCCUACACAUUUUUUGGAAACCAAAAACCGCCUCAAGAACACAUCAAUGUUUGCUUUACAUGACGAACUUACUUUGUUAUCAUAUGUGCCUCCAAAGCUAA